Molecule: messenger RNA, 1194 nt
Organism: Lachancea meyersii CBS 8951
Lineage: Eukaryota; Fungi; Ascomycota; Saccharomycetes; Saccharomycetales; Saccharomycetaceae
Source: the annotation of a GenBank genome assembly
AUGCAAUUGCAGGAUUUGGUACUAGCGGCAGCUGGUUUAUUCCAGUUGUCAGCAGCCGCAAAUAACGUACAGGCGUUUCAAAAAGUCGAAUUUAGCAAUGUGGGCUUCACGGGCUCGUACACGCCUGUGUCGUCUAUCAAAAAUCCCAACUCCGACGAGUGCUCGUGUUCUGUAGGGUCCAAAGAGUGGUUUUCUGGGACAAACGCACCCAUUUCUGAGGCUGUGUCGGUGCAUUUUCGUGGACCUUUGAUUCUCAAUCAGUUUGCUUUUUACAACUCUUCGUCGUUCACAGUCGGCGACAACGACACAUCCUCGAGCUGGAAUCGAGUGGCAUAUUUCAAUGCUAGCAGCCAAACUGGUGAAAAUGUUACGUUUUUAACCAAGGCCGGUACGGAAUCACCAGUGCUUGGAAAAGCGCUCACUUUUGCCGCUUCAGACGGUGUGUCGUCAUCCGAGAGCGCUGCUAUGCUAGCAGAGGACACUUUGAUUAAAUCCGACGACGAGUACGUCAUUUUCUCGAACGUGAGCUGUCCAAAAUCGAGCACAAAGAAAUCAUGCGGUGUAUACCGUAGCGGCAUCCCUGCGUUCCACGGGUUCGAGGGUGUCACCAAGAUGUUCUUAUUUGACUUCGAAAUGCCUACGGAAACUCAGACAAACUCCUCGUCCUUCAACUACUACGAUUUGCCUGCAAUCUGGUUGUUGAACGACCAGAUCCCCAGAACUUCGCAGUACCCUACAAAUGCCAAUUGUUCCUGUUGGGCCAGUGGAUGCGGUGAAUUUGACAUCUUCGAGGUCAUGAAUGGUACCGAGAAAAAUCAUCUGUACUCAACGUUCCACACCUUCCAAGGCAUCGAGGAUCUAGGCACCGGUAUCCAAGCUAACGGCUACAUUGCCAGAGAUACUUCGAACAGUAUGAAGGGUGGUGUGGUGUUCGACUCUGACGGAAAUACCGUUGUUUUCAUGUCGAACAGCACUUCCUUCGACCAGACUAUCAGCCCUGACACUUUGAACGGAAUUCUUGCUGCCUACGCGCAGGACGAGACCGUGAGCACCAAGCUUGCCACCAUUUCGGCCACUGCUCCUUCUACCACUUCCAAGUCGAACGCCCAUGCCUUAUUCGAAAUGGGCCCAGGAAAGCUGUGGUUCUACGCAUUCACUUUUUUGACCAGUGUUGCUCACACCGUAUUGUUUUGA